CAAAUGAAACUCCAAUACAUACAUACACCCCGUUUCCUACCCUUCCACCAAACCACCCAAAUUCAUUAAAAAAAAAAGUGUAGCUGAUUCACAAAACGAAUGCCAAUUCCACCAUUUCUUCGAUUCAAAGCAAAAUCCAGCUAUCCCCACAAAUCUUUUUUUUCCCCUCGCAUUCCUUUCAACCAUUGUUACUUUCACCCACAUGUUUGGCCGCCGAAAACUACUACUUUUCCACUCGCCCUCUCUUGCUUACACAUAUAUGGCAAAAAGGGCGCAAAGACCACAGCAUGACAUAGACAGAUCAAUCGCACUUCAUAUCUCUGAUAAAAGGGUGUAGAUUUCUUGCUUAUAUUGGAGAGAAAAGGUGCGAUAUUUGUGGUUGGGGAUUGGUAGUGAAACCACUUUGUUCCCAUUUUCGAAAAUAGCAAGUUUUUUCUUGUUUAGAUAGAGAUAAAGAUUUGAUUUUUUUUAGUGGGAAAUCAAUUUGAGGGGAUGGGGAUAGUGUACGAUGAUGCUGUGAUGAUUAGGCAGUCGGAGAGAGAAGAGGAGCCUAGUGUUAUAACCGUGAAUUGUCCGGACAAGACUGGUCUAGGCUGUGAUCUUUGCCGCAUAAUUCUCUUUUUUGGACUCACUGUUGUUAGAAUCGAUGUAUCAACCGAUGGGAAAUGGUGCUACAUAGUGUUUUGGGUGGAGGGGAAAUCGAGCACGCGAUGGGGAUUGCUGAAGAACAGAUUGAUGGGGGUUUGCCCUUCUUUUCUGUUGGCUAAUGGGAUUUCAUAUGAUGGGCCCGAGAUGCGCCCCCCGAAGCCCCCCAACGUGUACCUCUUGAAGUUCUGUUGCUAUGACAGAAGGGGCCUUCUGCAUGAUGUAACGGGGGUUCUUUGUGAGCUCGAGCUUACGAUAAAGAGAGUGAAGGUGUCGACAACUCCAGAUGGAAAAGUCAUGGACCUCUUCUUCAUAACUGACUCGAGGGAGCUUUUGCAUACAGAGAAGAGAAAGGAGGACACAUGUGACCAUUUAAAAGCUGUUUUCGGGGACGGAGCCAUCAGCUGCGAAAUAGAAAGGGUGGGGCCCGAAAUCACGUCGUCUUCUCAAGGACCCUCGUUUUUUUCAGAUGGAACCACUGAGGACAUGUUUAACGUAGAGAUGCUGAAUCAAAACGAAGAUGACCCCAUCGCCUUUAAAUGUCCCUCAAUCACGAUGGAUAACAUGCUGAGUCCCUCUCACACACUAGUCCAAAUUGUUUGCCAGGACCACAAAGGUCUUUUGUACGAUGUUAUGAGAACGUUGAAGGACUGCGACAUCCAAGUUUCCUAUGGACGUCUGGCAAGGAAAGGGAAUGCUGAGUGUGAGCUCGACUUGUUUAUCAUGCAAGCAGAUGAUGGUAAGAAGAUAGUUGACCCCAGCAGACGGAAUUCGUUGAGCAAUCGUCUUCAGGUGGAGCUAAGCCGUCCGCUAAGAUUAGCAUUGAUCAGCCGUGGCCCUGACACUGAAUUGCUCGUUGCAAAUCCCAUCGAGUUAUCUGGAAAGGGUCGUCCCAUGGUUUUCCACGACAUAACUCUCGCUCUCAAGAUGCUAAACAGACCAAUCUUUUCGGCUGAAAUCGCAAGGCAUGGCAUCGGUGAUCGUGAGUGGGAAAUUUACAGAGUUCUACUCGACGAAGGGGAAAGUGGCUCUGCUUCAAAGAAAGAGAUAGAGGAGACGGUGUGGAGAAUGCUAAUGAGUUGGGAGUAACAACGACGUUAAUGCUCGUUGCUGCGCUGCAACAGGUUCUGCUGGAGGUUCGUAUGCUUCAACGCUGGAUCAGCCGAUAUAACUUGUAAAUAUUCUCUGUUCUAGAUGUGUAUAUAUAUGAGGAAAGCUUAGGUUUUUGAGCUGUUUAGAUGAUGCUAUGACCAAUGUUUUGGCUUUUAGAUUGAGAAACAAUGUAACAAGGUAUGGAAAAGGCUAUUUUCCCCUUGAAAUAGAUAUUCAAAUAAAAAUGGAUCAUAGCUUUUGCCUUGUAA
Molecule: messenger RNA, 2006 nt
Organism: Salvia miltiorrhiza (redroot sage)
Lineage: Eukaryota; Viridiplantae; Streptophyta; Magnoliopsida; Lamiales; Lamiaceae
Product: ACT domain-containing protein ACR10-like
Exons: 6
Coding region: 493-1734 (413 amino acids)
Source: RefSeq, a predicted model, not a curated record